AUGGCGGAGGCUCCAAGGGACAUCCGCUGCCGCGGCUGUCGGUGUCGUCGGCGCAGGGAGUGGGAAAUGAUCAGGGGAUUGGUUUGGGAUCUGCGUCCGGAUCGCGCUAGGCCUAAUCUUUAUGACGCUAAUUCCAAGACCCGAGGACUUGCCGCCGACCACCAGAGCCAGCAGUACUACGACACCUUCCAAGGCGUCGCCAACUACCCCCCUCCGCAGCCACCGUCCGAGCCGGUAGUCGGUUUCCCUACGCCAGUCCCUCCUCUCGGCUCCUCCGGCCGGCCUCCUCUACCUCCCCAGCGCCACCAUCACCACCACCACCAGGGAUACCAAACUGUCACCGGUUAUGUUGUUGUUGAGGGAAGGCCUGUGAGGGAACGAAGGCUUCCGUGCUGUGGUCUUGGAAGCGGCUGGUUAUUGUUUAUAAUGGGGUUCUUUCUUGGUGGCAUCCCCUGGUAUAUUGGAACGUUUAUUUUACUUUGUGUGAGGGUGGACUACAGAGAAAAACCUGGAUAUGUUGCAUGCACAUUAGCAUCAAUUAUUGCAGUGCUAGCUAUCACUCUUGGCGUUACAAAGCGAACUCACAACUGGUGAGGAUAAUAUGGACAACAAGCUUGAUUCUCUGUU
Rosa chinensis is the source of this 627-nucleotide messenger RNA. Its product is annotated as 60S ribosomal protein L18a-like protein. NCBI's taxonomy places the organism in Eukaryota, Viridiplantae, Streptophyta, Magnoliopsida, Rosales, Rosaceae. The transcript is spliced from 5 exons. Bases 1 to 594 code for a protein of 197 amino acids. The record is from RefSeq and is a predicted model, not a curated record.